Messenger RNA from Helobdella robusta, 690 nucleotides. RefSeq lists its product as hypothetical. Gene Ontology annotation, cellular component: cytoplasm; nucleus. The transcript is spliced from 5 exons. Gene Ontology annotation, biological process: positive regulation of GTPase activity; regulation of small GTPase mediated signal transduction. The coding region runs from base 1 to 690 and encodes 229 amino acids. The record is from RefSeq and is a predicted model, not a curated record. Gene Ontology annotation, molecular function: GTPase activator activity. Lineage: Eukaryota; Metazoa; Annelida; Clitellata; Rhynchobdellida; Glossiphoniidae.
AUGACAUUGAUACAAUUUGAUUUUUGUAGAACUGAAUAUGAAUUCCUGAGAGAAGGUGAAAAAUUGAAGAGGGAACUGAAGCACCUGUACAAUCUUAAGUGUCUUGAGACCCACAAAAUAGCAGUUAUAUACAUUGGCGAGGACCAGUAUGAUAAGAUGAACAUCCUUUCAAACGAAACCGGAAGUUAUCUUUAUGAUGAUUUUGUUUCCAGACUUGGAACCUUGGUGAAGUUGAAGGAGCACAAAGGAUUCGCGGGCGGGCUGCUCAGGAAUGGUCAGAAUGGAAUUGUUGCGCCUUACUAUUGCACUCCAUCUCUUCUGCAGGUCAUCUUCCACGUUUCUACGCUUCUACAACCCUCCAGCGAAUUUUUUCAAAAGAUGAAACACAUAGGCAACGAUGAGGUGCACAUUGUGUGGUGUGAGUGCAAGAUGGAGUACUCUAGUGAAAUCAUACCCACUAAAUUCGGUGAAGUCACAAUUGUCAUCUAUCCUCUCUAUAAUGCGCUAUUCAGCAUACAAAUCAUCAAGAAGACCAAGACGUGCAUGUUUGGUCCUUUGUGUGACGGAGCUGUUGUUGAUGGUCUGAUUCUUCCUGACCUCAUCCGACUGACCGCCAUCAAUGCUGGGCGGGCACUUCGAGAAAUGAGGAACUUCUACCAAAACUUGUUAGCUUCUAUCUUUUCCAUAUAA